This is a messenger RNA of Labrus bergylta (ballan wrasse), 3197 nucleotides long. The record is from RefSeq and is a predicted model, not a curated record. NCBI's taxonomy places the organism in Eukaryota, Metazoa, Chordata, Actinopteri, Labriformes, Labridae.
UCUGCUUUUGUUGUAGCUCCUGGAGCAUCUACCCCAACUGUUCACCUGCCUGCAGCACCCAUACACAGCAGUGCGUCACAUGACGGCACGCUGUGUUGGCGUGUUUAGUAAGAUCGCCAUGCUGGAGACCAUGAACAGUUUCCUGGAGUGUGUGCUCCCCUGGUUAGCAGCAAUCGGGGACUGCACCAAACAGGAGGGUGCCAUCGAGGCUUUAGCCUGUGUGAUGGAGCAGCUGGAUGUGGACAUCGUGCCCUACAUCGUGCUGCUUGUUGUACCCGUGCUGGGCCGUAUGAGUGACCCCAGUGACAGCAUCCGUUUCAUGGCCACACAGUGCUUUGCUACACUCAUCCGCCUGCUGCCUUUAGAGGCAGGGAUACCUGACCCUCCAGCCAUGUCCGCAGACCUGAUCCGGCAGAAGGCCAGAGAACGCCACUUCCUGGAGCAACUACUAGAUGGAAGAAAACUGGAGAACUACAAGAUCCCUGUUCCUAUCAAAGCUGAACUCAGGAAGUACCAGCAGGACGGAGUGAACUGGCUGUCCUUCCUGAACAAAUACAAGCUGCACGGGAUCCUGUGUGAUGACAUGGGCCUCGGCAAGACGCUGCAGUCCAUCUGCAUCCUGGCAGGAGAUACCUACCUCAGGGCUCAGGAGUACGCCAAGACUAAAGCGGCUGACUGCAGCCCCAUGCCCUCUCUGGUGGUUUGUCCGCCCACGCUGACCGGACACUGGGUGGACGAAGUGAGCAAGUUCUGCUCUAAAGAGUACCUCCACCCGCUGCAUUACACCGGACCUCCUACAGAACGGAUGCGGUUACAACAUCAAGUUAAGAAACACAAUCUCAUAGUCGCCUCUUACGAUGUUGUUCGGAACGACAUCGACUUUUUUAGAAAUAUCAAAUUUAACUACUGCAUCCUUGAUGAGGGUCAUGUCAUCAAAAACGGGAAAACCAAACUCUCCAAAGCCAUCAAGCAGUUGGCCGCCAACUUCAGAGUCAUCUUAUCAGGAACGCCCAUUCAGAACAACGUCCUGGAGCUCUGGUCGUUGUUCGACUUCCUCAUGCCAGGCUUCCUGGGAACGGAACGACAGUUUGCUGCUCGCUACGGUAAACCGAUCCUGGCCAGCCGGGACGCCAAAAGUUCCUCACGGGAACAGGAAGCAGGUGUCCUUGCGAUGGAGGCGCUUCAUCGACAGGUGUUGCCCUUCCUCCUGAGGAGGAUGAAGGAGGACGUCCUCCAGGACCUUCCUCCUAAAAUCAUUCAGGACUAUUACUGCAACCUGAGUCCUCUACAGGUUCAGCUGUAUGAAGACUUUGCAAAGUCUCGAGCCAAGGCCAGUGUGGACGACAGCCUCUCUACAGCCUCAACAGAAGAGGAGGAGAAGCCUAAGCUGAAGGCUACAGGACAUGUCUUCCAGGCGCUGCAGUACCUGAGGAAGCUGUGUAACCACCCGAGCCUGGUCCUGACCCCGCAGCAUCCAGAGUACAAACGUGUCACUGAGCAGCUGGCGAGCCAGAACUCGAGCCUGCGGGACAUUCUGCACGCGCCCAAACUCUCAGCUCUCAAACAGCUGCUGUUGGACUGUGGUCUCGGUGGUGGUGUUGGAUCAGAGGGCGGCACUGAGGCAGUGGUGGCCCAGCAUCGUGUGCUCAUCUUCUGUCAGCUGAAGAGUAUGCUGGAUAUUGUGGAGCACGACCUGCUGAAGCCCAAACUGCCCUCGGUCACCUACCUGAGGCUGGAUGGCAGCGUGCAGGCCGGCCUGCGCCACUCCAUCGUCUCCAGGUUUAACAACGACCCGUCCAUCGAUGUGCUGCUGCUGACCACACACGUUGGAGGUCUGGGUCUGAACCUGACGGGUGCAGACACCGUGGUGUUUGUGGAACACGACUGGAACCCAAUGAGGGACCUGCAGGCGAUGGACCGAGCCCACAGGAUAGGACAGAAACGGGUGGUGAACGUCUACAGGCUGAUCACUCGCGGCACACUGGAGGAGAAGAUCAUGGGUCUGCAGAAAUUUAAGAUGAGCAUCGCCAACACCGUCAUCAGCCAAGACAACUCCAGCAUGCAGAGCAUGGGCACAGACCAGCUCCUCAACCUGUUCACCCUGGACAAGGGUGAGAAGGCUGAGCAGUCAGCGUCAACCUCAGGGAAGUCCUCCAUGAAGUCUGUGCUGGACGGACUGGGGGAGCUUUGGGACCAGCAGCAGUACGACUCAGAGUACAACCUGGACACCUUCAUGCACUCCCUACAGUAGCACUGCAAGACCCCCACCACAGCCCUCUUCCACACCCACGUAGCCUCCGUCUGCUGACCGAGCUGGACCCGGUCAGAGCCGGAGGAGACCCAAACUGCUGCAGAUAACUUUCGCAGUCCACCUUACACCUAACGCAGGAUAAAUGAGGUGGGCUGAUAGUUAACGUUCAUGACCAUAAGCAAUAACUCAAGCACAGCUGGAAUAAAAAAACUAAAUUUUAACGCCUCAAACUAAACGGUACACGGCAGAAAAGUGUGUCUUAACAUUUUUAGGAAAUCCCAUAAUUCUUCGAGAUUUGCAGAGAACCCCUAAGAGGUGGUACAACGUGUCUGUACCAAACAUCUCCAGUGUUAGUUUACAACAUCUGCAUUAGUCCGCGGUGAUGAUGCGUCCUAGCUAUCCUUCAAGCUCCAGGUGCUGCUUUUCUCCCAUGAUGCAUUGCCAGAGUAUACAGUGUUAACUACUUCACCAUUACUCUCCUAUCCCACUGAUCUCAUGGUCUUAAAGCGCUGCGAUGCCCCGCCACGUCUGUCAGCUGCUCUCUGACUGAUACAAACAUUUUUCUGUACGACAAAAGGGAAACGGGUGGAGAGCGAGGGAGCUCUCUGGAGGACGCACAGGAUAUCAUCACUGACUCUUUCUGGCACAGUGAUGAGCAGGUUGUGCUGUAGAGGGCGCUGUAGUUUCCCCUCGCCCCGGGAGAGUCUGUUCACAUGAGCUGUGUGUUUGACAAAUGAACGAGUGUGUCCUGCUCUUCAAACGUGGUGUCAAAAGGAGCACUUGAAGCAGCUUCACAGAGACUGAACAUGGGGCCAAGAGGAAACUGGUACCUGAAAGAUGCCACAAGUAUUUUAAAAAGAAGAAAUAGACUUGUACAUACUUCUGUAACUGCUGCUUUUUCUUUAUGAUUGUGGAGUUGUAAUAAAUUCUACAAACCUUUGAAUUA